Molecule: messenger RNA, 3811 nt
Organism: Podarcis raffonei (Aeolian wall lizard)
Lineage: Eukaryota; Metazoa; Chordata; Lepidosauria; Squamata; Lacertidae
Product: oocyte zinc finger protein XlCOF6-like
Exons: 4
Coding region: 607-2925 (772 amino acids)
Source: RefSeq, a predicted model, not a curated record
CUCAAUUCUUUCCCUCCCCUCCCGGCACAUCCUUCCCUCACCCCGCCCCCACAACCCCAAAUCCCGUCCCCAAUAUGUUGCUCCUCCUCCUCGCCAUCCGACCUCUCCUCCGUGAAUGGGGGGGUGAGAGCCCCCCUCCCAAACUGCCUGCUUCUCCCGGAAGUGGAGCUUCUGCUCCGGUUUGCUGCUCUGCGCCGUAGCUCUAGGGGCGCGCGCUUUCGGAAAGGGGAGGAGGGGCGGCAGGGGAGGACACCCCCCCCCCGUGGAUAUUGCAGGAAAGGAAAGGAGAAUCGGGAGCGAGGACAAAGAGGGCUUGCUUUCACCUGCAGCAGAAUUCCCCAACCCACCAAGGAUUGGAGACCCAUCAGGUAUCCUCACCUGGUUUAGCCGGCCGGUUGAAACCGUUCCUGGGCUUGUGGCCCCUAUUCUAUCCUGACAGCUUCUGGAAGCCACAGUUCUCUUCCUUGAAACCCAAACAGGAUUUCCUUUCCUCCCACUCUGAAGAAGGAGAUGGAGAAGACAGUCAGAACUCCAGUGAAUGGGGCACCUUUCGUUUCAUUAGGAAUAGACAGUAAAAUGUGUGAAAUGUGGAAUAUGCUUCAUUGAAUGAGCACACAUAGUUCACAUCAACGACCUCCAACAGGGGAGAAACCAUUUAAAGUUAUGGAGUGUAGGAAAAGUUUCAGUCAGAGUGGACACCUCAAUAUGCAUCAACGGACACACACAGGGGAGAAACCAUUUAAAUGCAUGGAGUGUGGAAAGCGCUUCAUUAAGAGUGGACACCUCAAUAUACAUCAACGGACUCACACAGGGGAGAAACCAUUUAAAUGCAUGGAUUGCGAAAAAAGCUUUAUUGAUAAUGGAUCCCUUAGAAAACAUCAACGGACUCACACAGGGGAGAAACCAUAUAAAUGUAUGGAAUGCGGAAAGAGCUUUAGUGAAAGUGGAUCUCUUAGAAAACAUCAACGGACUCACACAGGGGAGAAACCAUUUAAAUGCAUGGAGUGUGGAAAGAGCUUUAGUGAUAAUGGAAAACUUAGAAGACAUCAACGGACUCACACAGGGGAAAAACCAUUUAAAUGUAUGGAGUGCGGAAAGAGCUUUAGUGAUAGUGAAACCCUUAGAAGACAUCAACGGACUCACACAGGGGAGAAACCAUUUAAAUGCAUGGAUUGCGAAAAAAGCUUUAGUGAUAAUGCAUCCCUUAGAAAACAUCAGCGGACUCACACAGGGGAGAAACCAUAUAAAUGUAUCGAAUGCGGAAAGAGCUUUAGUGAAAGUGGAACCCUUAGAACACAUCAACGGACUCACACAGGGGAGAAACCAUAUAAAUGUAUGGAGUGCGGGAAGAGUUUUAGUGUUAGUGGAUCCCUUAGAAAACAUCAACGGACUCACACAGGGGAGAAACCAUUUAAAUUCAUGGAGUGCAGAAGGAGCUUUAGUGAUAGUGGAUCCCUUAGAAAACAUCAGCGGACACACACAGGGGAGAAACCAUUUAAAAGUAUGGAGUGCGGAAAGAGCUUUAGUGAUAAUGGAAAACUUAGAAGACAUCAAUGGACUCACACAGGGGAGAAACCAUUUAAAUGUGUGGAGGGUGGAAAGAGCUUCAGUCAGAAUGGAGACCUUAAAUUACAUCAGCGGAUUCACACAGGGGAGAAACCAUUUAAAUGCAUGGAGUGUGGAAAGAGCUUCAGUUUCAAUGCAACCCUCCGAAGACAUCAACAGACUCACACAGGGGAGAAACCAUAUAAUUGUAUGGAGUGCGGAAAGAGUUUCAGUCAGAGUGGACAACUCAAUAUACAUCAACGGACUCACACAGGGGAGAAACCAUAUAAAUGUAUGGGGUGCGGAAAGAGUUUCAGUCAGAGUGGACACCUCAAUAUACAUCAACGGACUCACACAGGGGAGAAACCAUUUAAAUGCAUGGAUUGCGAAAAAAGCUUUAGUGAUAAUGCAUCCCUUAGAAAACAUCAACGGACUCACACAGGGGAGAAACCAUAUAAAUGUAUCGAAUGCGGAAAGAGCUUUUGUGAAAGUGGAUCUCUUAGAAAACAUCAACGGACUCACACAGGGGAGAAACCAUUUAAAUGUAUGGAGUGCGGAAAGAGCUUUAGUGAAAGUGGAACCCUUAGAACACAUCAACGGACUCACACAGGGGAGAAACCAUUUAAAUGCAUGGAGUGUGGGGAGAGCUUUAGUGAUAAUGGAAAACUUAGAAGACAUCAAAGGACUCACACAGGGGAAAAACCAUAUAAAUGUAUGGAGUGCGGAAAGAGCUUUAGUGAUAGUGAAACCCUUAGAAGACAUCAACGGACUCACACAGGGGAGAAACCAUUUAAAUGCAUGGAUUGCGAAAAAAGCUUUAGUGAUAAUGCAUCCCUUAGAAAACAUCAACGGACUCACACAGGGGAGAAACCAUAUAAAUGUAUCGAAUGCGGAAAGAGCUUUAGUGAAAGUGGAUCUCUUAGAACACAUCAACGGACUCACACAGGGGAGAAACCAUAUAAAUGUAUGGAGUGCGGAAAGAGCUUUAGUGUUAGUGGAUCCCUUAGAAAACAUCAACAGACUCACACAGGGGAGAAACCAUUUAAAUGCAUGGAGUGCAGAAGGAGCUUUAGUGAUAGUGGAUCCCUUAGAAAACAUCAGUGGACACACACAGGGGAGAAACCAUUUAAAAGUAUGGAGUGCGGAAAGAGCUUCAGUUUCAAUACAACCCUUAGAAGACAUCCGCGGACUCACUCAGGGGAGAAACCAUUUAAAUGCAUGGAGUGUGGAAAGAGCUUUAGUGAUAAUGGAAAACUUAGAAGACAUCAAUGGACUCACACAGGGGAGAAACCAUUUAAAUGUGUGGAGGGUGGAAAGAGCUUCAGUAAGAGUGGACACCUCAAUAUACAUCAACGGACUCACACGGGAGAAACCAUAUAAAUGUAUGGAAUGCGGAAAGAGCUUUAGUGAAAGUGGAUCCCUUAGAAAACAUCAACGGACUCACACAGGAGAGAAAACAUUUAAAUGCAUGGAGUGCGGAAGGAGCUUUAGUGAUAGUGGAACCUGCAGAAAACAUCAACAGACUCACACAGGAGAGAAAACAUUUAAAUGCAUGGAGUGUGGAAAGAGCUUUAGUGAUAAUGGAAAACUUAGAACACAUCAACGGCCUCACACAGGGGAGAAACCAUUUAAAUGCCUGGAGUGCGGAAAGAGUUUCAGUCAGAAUUUUGGACCUUCAAUAACACCAGUGGAUUCACACAGGGGAGAAACCAUUUAACUGUAUGGAGUGUGGAAAGAGCUUUAGUGAAAAUGGAACCCUUAGAACACAUCAUGGACUCCCACAGGUGAAAAACCAUAUAAAUUUAUGGAGUGUGGAAAUGUCUUCGAUCGGAGUGGAAAUUUUAGAAAACAUCAGCAGACUUACAUUGGAGAAACCAUUUAAAUGUAUGGAGUGUGGAAGGAGCUUUAAUGAUAAUGGAAAACUUAGAACACAUCAACGGACUCACACAGGGCUGCAGGCAGAGUGGAAUCCUUGAUUUUCAUCAACAAACUCACACAAGAGACAAACCAUAUAAAUGGCAGCAAAGGAGAUAAGAGUUUCAGUCCUAGUGAAAGUCCUGCAUCAACAGACUCAUGCACAGGAAGAACUUCAAUAUUUGCCACCCUACAAACUAUCAACAAACUCAAAGAGGAGAAGCAGUUUAAAUGGAAGGAUUACAGAAAGAGCUUUAGUUAUAAUGGAGUGUUUAGGAAACAUCUAGGGAGUCUCACAAGGGAGAACCCAUUUAGAUGUAUGGAGCACGGGACAUGUUCCACUCAGAGGAAA